AUGCACCAAAUUCUUAGCCGGAAUAAACAAUUUCGAUACAAACAAAACAAACCCGUAAAAAAUUUGUACAAGGAGAUGAAGAGAAAAGACCUGAUUUGGUUUGUGGCCGGUUACGGUGAAUCGGUUUCGGGGAAAGUGAUAAAAUUCCGGUACAGUAGCUUCGGUUCUGGAGAAGAGGAAGCUGGAAUCAGCCGGAGAUGGAGAUUUCCGACGAACGGCGGAGAGAAUCAGAGGAGGGUGGAGGAUUGCGAUGGCGGAGAAAUCGACCCGGCCCGUUUUUAG
Arabidopsis thaliana (thale cress) is the source of this 282-nucleotide messenger RNA. RefSeq lists its product as uncharacterized. The record is from RefSeq and is marked reviewed. The coding region runs from base 1 to 282 and encodes 93 amino acids. NCBI's taxonomy places the organism in Eukaryota, Viridiplantae, Streptophyta, Magnoliopsida, Brassicales, Brassicaceae. The transcript has a single exon.